AGCGCACUGAGAACCAUUAAACGAUAGCCAACUGUUGAAUCCAACUUUGGCUGAAUUUACUAAACGAAACUACGAGUGAGCACAUAUUGGAACCACUCUACGCACUCUUACUUUACACUCAUGAUCAAGAAAAUGUCGCCUUCAGAGAACGACUAUGAUAUACCGGCGAAGAACUGCUGUAGGAUGGUGAUUUUGGGGUCCACCAAGGUGGGCAAAACAGCCAUCGUGUCCCAGUUUCUGAAUGGGAGAUUCGAUGAGCAGUAUACGCCGACCAUCGAGGACUUUCACAGGAAACUGUACAGCAUUAAGGGAGAUGCAUACCAACUGGACAUAUUGGAUACCUCAGGCAACCACCCGUUCCCUGCCAUGAGGAGACUAUCCAUACUGACAGGUAAAUAUCUUAUUCCAUCUCUGGUUAUUGCAACUCAAAUAGUGUGCAUGUUCAAUAACGCAAUUUGUGCGUCUUUGUAGUCGUUUCUUUUGGUAACCUCAAGAGUGUAUGCAUUGCGCGCAUUUUCCAUUGUUGCCACAGGUGCCAUUACGCAUUGAAAUACUGUAGCCUAUGUCAAUGUGUUUCAUAGAAGCUCUGAUACUAAAUGCCUUGCUCCUCUUGUUUCCAUUCAGGUGAUGUCUUUAUCCUGGUCUUCAGCUUAGACAACAGAGACUCCUUCCAGGAGGUUCAGAGGCUCAAGCGACAGAUAAUUGAGACCAAGUCUUGCCUAAAAAACAAGACCAAGGAGAACGUUGACGUACCUCUGGUAAUCUGCGGCAAUAAGGGCGACCGGGAGUUUUACCGGGAGGUGCAGAGUGAAGAGAUUGAGCAGUUGGUGGCUGGAGAUGAGCAGUGCGCAUACUUUGAGAUCUCUGCCAAGCGAAACACCAACGUGGACCAAAUGUUCCAGACCCUAUUCACCAUGGCCAAGCUACCCAAUGAGAUGAGCCCGGACCUCCACCGUAAGGUCUCGGUGCAGUACUGCGACAUGCUUCGCAGUAAAUCCCUGAAAAAUAAGAACAAGAAAGACGAUGGAGACGCGUAUGGCAUCGUGGCACCAUUCGCCCGGCGCCCGAGCGUCCACAGUGACUUGAUGUACAUAAAGGAGAAGGCGAUCGGUGGCGGGCAGGGAAAGGAUAAAGAGAGAUGUACUAUCAGCUAAGACUGUGAGAUGAAUCGUAUGGAAGACUUUGUAACCUAAAAGGAUAUGCUUCAUUUGUGAUGCACCUGACAGACAGGGCUUGGGCGCGCAAGGCUGCCCAUGUCGCUUCGGUUGCUCUUUGUGGGGACACUUGAGAGACAGCGAUGCCGAAAACCUAUGAGCUCCAGGCGCAAUGACACUGUCUAGAUUCAGCCACUCCACAAACGUGGAAGCGCAUGCUACAUGUCCACGAGACAUUUAACAACGUUA
Messenger RNA from Coregonus sp. 'balchen', 1403 nucleotides. Lineage: Eukaryota; Metazoa; Chordata; Actinopteri; Salmoniformes; Salmonidae. The record is from the annotation of a GenBank genome assembly.